Messenger RNA from Danio aesculapii, 3103 nucleotides. RefSeq names its product solute carrier family 27 member 6 (gene slc27a6). The transcript has 10 exons. NCBI's taxonomy places the organism in Eukaryota, Metazoa, Chordata, Actinopteri, Cypriniformes, Danionidae. The coding region runs from base 128 to 1984 and encodes 618 amino acids. Gene Ontology annotation, molecular function: long-chain fatty acid transmembrane transporter activity; long-chain fatty acid-CoA ligase activity. The record is from RefSeq and is a predicted model, not a curated record.
AUAAAUUAGGAUGACAGUGGUCGGAGGCGUUUUGUAACAUCCAUUUAACAACUUAACCCGAACCAUUAUAACAAUGUCAACGGUUUGACAGCUUUAACCAGGUCUGUGCGUGUUUAUUUUUCCAGAGAUGUUGUCAUGGAUCGCGGCAUUGCUGACAGGAAUCCUCUCCGCGCAUCUCGCACAGCGCCUGUGUUUUCCAUACUUCUGGAAAGACGCUCUUUAUUUAAUGAAAGUCAUACGGUACGGAGCGCGUCUGGAAAUUUACAAAAGGACCUCACAGAUAGUAACGAUCAUAGACAGGUUUGUUCAUCAAGCACAGCGGUUUCCUGAAAAACCCUUUGUGAUUUUUGAAGGAGUGACGUACACCUAUGGAGAGCUCGAGGCGCGCAGCAACAGGGUCGCGCGCUUGUUUCAAGACACGGUGAAAAAAGGAGACACGGUCGCGCUCCUCAUGAACAACGAGCCCGAUUUCAUCUCGGUCUGGUUCGGGUUCUGUAAACUGGGCUGUGCUGUGGCGUUUCUCAACACGAACAUCAAAUCCAGGUCGCUGCUACACUGUUUUAACUGCUGUGGGGCCAAACAACUGGUGGUCGGAGCAGAUCUUCUGGACAAUUUAGAGGAUAUUCUUCCCAGUCUCCAGGAGGACAAUAUCACAGUUUGGUCUUUGUGUCAUGAAAAUUCUCAUCCUGGGGUCCACAGCCUGCUAGAUAAAAUUGAGAAAUCCUCACAGGAGCCAAUUGCAGCAAAGCGCAGGUCCGUCUCCUGUCUCAAAACCCCCACUCUCUACAUCUUCACUUCAGGCACAACUGGGCUACCAAAAGCUGCAGUCAUCACCCAUUUGCAGUCCCUGAAGGCAGCAGGUGGAUUUUGGGCAUAUGGCGGUACAGAAAAUGAUGUCAUCUAUACACCACUUCCCUUGUAUCACAGUGCUGCCUCACUUGUAGGCAUUGGAGGGACCAUUGAAUUAGGUGCCACUUGUGUUCUAAAGAAGAAGUUUUCCGCCUCUCAGUUCUGGAAUGACUGCAGGAAAUACAACGUCACCAUUUUUCAGUACAUAGGAGAGCUGUGCCGAUAUCUGUGCAAUCAGCCGACGGGUGAAAAUGAGAAGGAUCACAAGGUGCACAUGGGUGUUGGGAACGGACUCCGGCAGGACGUAUGGAGAGAAUUCCUGCGGCGUUUUGGGAAGAUCCGCAUGUGUGAGAUCUAUGGCUCUACUGAAGGAAACCUGUGCUUCAUGAACCAUAUUGGCAAAAUUGGAGCGGUUGGACGUUCCAAUUUCUUUUACAAGCUGAUUUUUAAGUAUGAUCUGGUGAAGUAUGACCUGCUUAGAGAUGAACCUGUGAGAGACCAUAAUGGAUUCUGCCAGCGUGUUCAGAAAGGUGAGACGGGGCUGCUGCUGUCUAAGAUUUGCAGUCAGAGUCCAUUUUUUGGUUACGCGGGAAGCAAACAGCUGACGGAGAAGAAAAUUCUGCGAGAUGUGUUUGUCAAAGGAGAUGCUUACUUCAACACUGGUGACCUGAUGGCUGAGGAUGAGAACAACUUCAUCAGCUUCAAAGACAGAGUGGGAGACACUUUCAGAUGGAAGGGAGAAAAUGUGGCGACCACUGAGGUGACAGAGAUUCUGGGACUGGUAGAUUUUAUUCAGGAAGCCAGUGUGUAUGGAGUUCAGGUGCCAGGAAAUGAGGGCCGUGCUGGUAUGGCUGCAGUGACUGUGAGGCCUGAGUGCACAUUCGAUGGGAAGAAGCUGUUCGAUCUUGUUGUCAGAGAACUGCCUUCAUAUGCUCGACCUCUUUUCAUAAGGCUGCAGGAAUCUAUAGAGACAACAAGUACUUUCAAGCAGCAGAAGUUUGGUCUGGUGGAGAAUGGCUUCAAUCCCUCCACCAUCAGUGAUCCGCUCUACUUCCUGGAUUACACAGAGAAGAGUUACAUUCCUCUGACCAGCUCUGUCUAUGCUAGCAUAUCAAACGGUCAGAAAAAAGUCUAGCCCUAGCCCUUUAAAACACCACGAUACCUUAGAGGAACUGAUUUUCACGGCACUAAUGCUAUGAGACACGCUGGUUCAUUUGUAGCACUGUAUAUUUGAUCAGCGUCUGCCGUGAAUUAUUAAACACAUUUCUUUCAAGAGCUGCAGACCGUGUCAUUUAGUGAAUAUAGAAUUAGUAGAUAUAAAAGAGGGUAGUGAUGAUCUUCUCCAAGUCGAGAUGAGUGAAGAGUCUUCUGUCAGUGUACAAUCAUGUGUGUUCUGCACAGACAGACUUAGAGAAGUGUAAAAGGAAAAAGAUUUUUUAUGAAUGUUUGGGAGCUAUGAAAGAAAAGCUGUUACAUUUGGAGACUGCAAACAUUUAAAGUGCAAACUUUAAAAGUUUACUUCCACAUACAAUACCUGACAAAAGUCUUGUUGCCUAUCCAAGUUUUAGGAACAACAAAUAAUAACUUGACUUCUAGUUGAUCAUUUUGUAUCAGAAAUGACUUAUAUGAAAGGCAAAGGCCUCUAGAUUACGCUUAUUAGACCAAAAUAAAAUAUGAUCAUGUCUUGAUUUUUUUAUUAUUUAAUUAGGACAGUAAGGUUUAACUUUGCUUAGACAAAAAUCUUGUCACUUAACAGAAAUAAUGUACAGUAUAGAAUAUAAAGUCAUGGUGCAGUGGAAAAAGAAUUAAUAUUGUGUAUGACUCUCAUGUGCUUGGACGACCGCAUCCAUACAUCUCUGCAAUGACUCAAAUAACUUAUUAAUAACAUCAUCUAGAAUGGCAAAGAAAGCAUUCUUGCAGGACUCCCAGAGUUCAUCAAGAUUCUUUAGAUUCAUCUUCAAUGCCUCCUCCUUCAUCUUCAUCAUGCUCAAUAAUGUUCAUAUCUGAUGAUUGGGCUGGCCAAUCCUGGAGCACCUUGACCUUCUUUGCUUUCAGAAACUUUGAUGUGGAGGCUGAAGUAUGAGAAGGAGCGCUAUCCUGCUGAAGAAUUUGCCCUUUUCUGUGGUUUGUAAUGUAAAGGGCAGCACAAAUGUUUUGAAAAACCAGGCUGUUGAUGUUGCCAUCCACUCUGCAGAUCUCUCGCACACCCCCUAUGCUUAAUAUAACCAUAAAUCAUGAUUUUUCCUUCACCAAA